Molecule: messenger RNA, 2188 nt
Organism: Ilex paraguariensis (yerba mate)
Lineage: Eukaryota; Viridiplantae; Streptophyta; Magnoliopsida; Aquifoliales; Aquifoliaceae
Source: the annotation of a GenBank genome assembly
AUGAGAAUUGGAGCAUCUAUGGCAAGGUUCAAAGUUCAGGUUGGUGGUUCCCCUUGGUACAAAAUUGAAAAGAAGCUCGGUAAGGGAGGUUUUGGACAAGUGUAUGUAGGUCGCCGGGUUCCUGAUCUUUUUGGUGUCAGAACUGGCCCUGAUGAAGUAGCCUUAAAAUUUGAGCACCGAAGUAGUAAAGGAUGCCCUUAUGGACCACCAUAUGAGUGGCAAGUUUACAACACUCUUGGUGGAAGUCAUGGUGUACCACGUGUACACUUCAAGGGUCGGCAAGGUGAAUACUAUAUAAUGGUUAUGGAUAUGCUGGGACCAAGCUUGUGGGAUGUUUGGAAUAAUAAUGCUCAGAUGAUGUCCAUUGAAAUGGUAGCAUGCAUUGCCAUUGAAGCAAUAUCUAUACUGGAGAAGUUGCACUCUAGAGGGUAUGUGCAUGGAGAUGUGAAACCUGAAAACUUUUUGCUUGGUCCUCUGGGGACUCCUGAUGAGAAAAAGCUUUUUUUAGUUGAUCUUGGAUUAGCUACUAGAUGGAGAGAUGGUUCAACUGGUCUGCAUGUUGACUAUGACCAAAGGCCUGAUGUUUUCAGGGGAACAGUUCGGUAUGCUAGUGUGCAUGCUCAUUUAGGCCGAACUGGUAGCAGGAGAGAUGAUCUCGAAUCACUCGCUUACACACUCAUUUUCCUUCUCCGUGGUCGUUUGCCUUGGCAAGGAUACCAGGGUGAGAAUAAGGGGUUUCUUGUCUGCAAAAAGAAGAUGGCUACUUCUCCAGAGAAUCUAUGUUCCUUCUUUCCACAGCCCUUUAGACUGUUUGUGGAAUAUGUGGUGAACUUGAAAUUUGACGAGGAACCUAACUAUGCUAAAUAUAUUUCCCUCUUUGAUGGGAUCGUAGGCCCAAAUCCAGAUAUCAGGCCAAUUAACACAGAUGGUGCACAGAAGCUUAUCUACCAGGUUGGUCAGAAGAGAGGACGGUUAACUUUUGAGGAAGAAGAAGAUGAACAGCCCAAGAAGAAGGUUCGUAUGGGGAUGCCUGCUACACAAUGGAUAAGCAUUUAUAAUGCUCGUCGACCAAUGAAGCAAAGGUAUCACUACAAUGUGGCGGACACGAGGCUUUCCCAGCACAUUGAAAAAGGAAAUGAAGAUGGCUUGUUUAUCAGUAGUGUCGCAUCUUGUCAAAAUUUGUGGGCCCUAAUCAUGGAUGCAGGAACCGGCUUCAGUUCACAAGUUUUUGAACUCUCACCCUAUUUUCUUCACAAGGAAUGGAUAAUGGAGCAGUGGGAAAAGAACUACUAUAUAAGUGCAAUAGCAGGAGCGGCAAAUGGGAGUUCUUUGGUAGUAAUGUCUAAGGGUACACAAUAUUUGCAGCAGUCCUACAAAGUUAGUGAUUCUUUUCCUUUCAAAUGGAUAAACAAAAAAUGGAGAGAGGGUUUCUAUGUUACCUCCAUGGCCACCUCAGGUAGUAGAUGGGGAGUCGUUAUGUCUCGUGGCGCAGGAUUUCAAGAUCAGGUUGUUGAAUUAGAUUUCCUUUAUCCUAGCGAAGGCAUUCAUAAGCGGUGGGAUUAUGGAUAUCGUAUCACUGCUGUUGCAGCAACUUCAGAUCAGACCGCUCUUGUUCUCAGCGUGCCAAGAAGAAAGCCAGCUGAUGAAACACAGGAGACCCUUCGUACUUCUGCUUUUCCUAGCACGCAUGUCAAGGAAAAAUGGGCAAAAAAUCUUUAUAUUGCAUCUGUUUGUUAUGGUCGUACAGUUUCAUAAGGCUGCCAAAAUUUGAUUCGAGGCAGUGCCCGAUGUCUUCAGGAUUCUUUCCUGCCUGCUCUUCUUAUUGAGUUGUCAUGUUGGGAAGUAAUGACCCUGGAUUUCUGAAGAGGCAUCCAGACUAGAGUAAGUCUUGAUGGGCUGAAGCUAUAACUUAACCGUAGUACAGGAGGUAUAAGUAGUUCUGAAGUUGUCUUUUAGUUGUGUGGAUACCGUGUUUAGCUAAUGUCCAGCAUCGCCCUCACGCAACACUGAAGAAAAUUGUGGGUGCGUGCCCUUGUUGCCUUAAAGUUUGUAUACUGUAGGACAAUAAGUUCUUGGUAGGGGGCUUUAUGUCCAUUGUCAUGUUUUUUGAUGAUCCUGUUUGACAUUGUAUGCAUGGGAUUGGACUGGAAUCUGGAUAAUUUAAUACUGGCUGGUUUAUUGUUUUUUC